AUGGGUACCAAGCGUCGCUUAAAGCACCAGGGCCCUCCCGAGCCCUUACCCGAGGAGCACUUCUUGAAAUUGAAGAGGAAAAAGGGCCUUCCUGUCGAGGACACUACGCCGGCUGAGGCCCCUUCAGCGAAAAAGCGUCGUACAUCGACGAAGGAGAAGGAAACGAAACCACAUAAGGCGACGACAAAGCAAACAAAUGGUACCAAGAAGGCACCCGGCGCACCAAGCAAUGGCGAGAAGGCUUCUAAGCCGAAGCCCAAGAAGCUUCCUGAGUCUGAGCCUGAAUCUGACGUGGAAAUGGAUGACGAGUUUGGCGGCUCCGACCUCGACGAUGUUAGCAUCAGCGGAUCCGAUACGAGCGAACCGAAGCUCGGUUCUGAUUUUAUGGCCUCCGACGACGAUUCUGUCUACGACUCGGAGCAGGACGAAGGGCCCGGCAAGAAGACUAAGUUCGUCUUCUCUGACGAUGAAGAUGAGGACGAGGACGAAAUUGAGCAGAAGUUGACAGCUGCCAACAUCGAGGGUCUCUCGAGGAAGCUGGACGAGCAGCUGGCCAGGGAAGCGGAGGAGAAUGAAGAGGAAAUCCGGAAUCAGGCCCUUCAAACCAACAUUGAUGGAGACAAACCUAAGAUUUUGGAAGGGAAUGAGGAGGACGAGCUCGCUGCUAAGACGAAUGGCCUGCUUGCCCCCGAUCUUCAGAUGCUUCGGACCAGAAUCACGGAUACAAUUCGUGUUCUUGAGGACUUCCAGAAUCUGGCUGAGGAGGGCCGGAGUAGGGCGGAGUAUACCAACCAGCUAUUGAAGGAUAUCUGUGCUUACUACGGCUACAACGAAUAUCUGGCCGAGAAGCUCCUGAACCUCUUCCCUCCUAGGGAGGCGUUCGCUUUCUUCGAGGCCAACGAGACGCCCCGUCCUGUCGUUAUCCGUACCAACACCCUUCGCACACAUCGCCGCGAUCUCGCCCAGGCGUUGAUUAACCGCGGUGUUACUCUGGAGCCUGUUGGGAAGUGGUCCAAGGUUGGACUGCAGGUAUUUGACUCGAAGGUCCCAUUGGGUGCAACUCCCGAGUACCUGGCUGGCCAUUACAUCCUCCAGGCUGCCUCCUCUUUCCUUCCCGUCAUGGCCCUGUGCCCCCAGGAAAACGAGCGCUGUCUUGAUAUGGCUGCCGCUCCCGGUGGUAAAACGACUCACAUGGCAGCGCUGAUGAAGAACACUGGUGUGAUCUUCGCCAACGAUCCUAGCAAGUCUCGUGCUAAGGGUUUGAUUGGUAACAUCCACCGUCUCGGUGUUCGGAAUACGAUUGUUUGCAACUAUGACGCCCGCGAGUUUCCUCGAGUCAUCGGUGGUUUCGACCGAGUCCUGUUGGACGCUCCGUGCUCUGGUACUGGCGUUAUCUGCAAGGAUCCUUCGGUCAAGACGAACAGGGAUGCGAAGGAUUUCAUGCAACUGCCUCAUACUCAGAAGCAGCUUCUGCUUGCUGCGAUUGACUCGUGCAACCAUGCCAGCAAGACUGGUGGCUACAUUGUCUACUCGACAUGUAGCGUUUGCGUGGAGGAGAACGAAGAGGUAGUCAACUAUGCCCUGAGCCGGCGCCCCAACGUCAAGUUGGUUGAGACCGGUCUUCCCUUCGGUAAGGAAGGCUUCACCAGUUACAUGGGCAAGACCUUCCACCCCAGUCUUAAGUUGACGCGCAGGUUUUACCCGCACCUGUACAACGUCGACGGGUUCUUCGUGGCCAAGUUCAAGAAAAUUGGCCCGACUCCUCCUAACGCUGUCCUCGCCAACGGCAAGAAGGAUCAGCCCAAGCCUGCGAAUGCCACGGGUGAGGAGGAGAUUAUCGACAAGACACCGAUUGGCGCCGAGGAGCAGAAGAAGGAGGAUGACUUUGGCGGCUGGGACGAUGAGGAGGAUAAGGUGUACAUGGAGCGUGCUAAGCGUAAUGCCAUGAGGAGACGUGGUUUGGAUCCUCGCGCACUGAAGAAGCCUCAGGGCAAGAAGGACGAUAAGGAUGGUGAGGCCUCGAAGGAAGGUGCCAACGGUGAGACGAAGAAGGCCGCGACUGAGCAGAAGAAGACCGAAGAAAAGAAGACAGAGGAAAAGAAGGCCGAAGAAAAGAAGGCCGAGAAGGCCAAGGAGGAGAAGCCUAAGGCUAAGGCGGAGAAGACUACGGAGAAGGCAAAGGAGGGUGCGAAAGAAAAGGUGAAGGAGCAGAACAAGGCGAAUGACAAGAAGGAAAAGGCCAAAGGGAAGAAAUAG
This is a messenger RNA of Thermochaetoides thermophila DSM 1495, 2256 nucleotides long. RefSeq names its product RNA methyltransferase nop2-like protein. Gene Ontology annotation, molecular function: RNA binding; rRNA (cytosine-C5-)-methyltransferase activity. Gene Ontology annotation, biological process: rRNA base methylation; maturation of LSU-rRNA. The record is from RefSeq and is a predicted model, not a curated record. Gene Ontology annotation, cellular component: nucleolus. The transcript is spliced from 10 exons. Lineage: Eukaryota; Fungi; Ascomycota; Sordariomycetes; Sordariales; Chaetomiaceae. Bases 1 to 2256 code for a protein of 751 amino acids.